AUUUUGGUGAGUGGAGUGAAUUCCUAUAUAAUCUCUCCCCAUUUCAAAUCAUUCACCUAUUGUGCUUUCUCUAACCCUCACUCCUUCCACUAAUGGAAACUGGUGCUGGCGGUAGCCAAGCCCAACGAAGCGGUCACACCGCAAGAGGAAUUCCGCCACCGCAACCGCCUGAGGAACCGAAUCUGCGGCCAGAAUGCCGAGGACCAAGUGGGACUGAGCCGGACCUCAUUCUGCAACCUGAAUGGCGCCGUCGAAGACCAAGCGCUCCUCCUUCCGAACCUUCCAACCGUGGCAGCGAAGAGGAAAUUCUUCUUCAACCAGAAUGGAGGCGCUCGAAGCCAAGCGCGAGUGCCAGUGCUAGUGCGAGUACUAGUGUUUGGGAACCCGAAUGGAGACGAUCGAGAACAAGUUCAACGGCAUUUCCGUGGGACCAGAAUUACAGUGUUCGCAAACCUAGUGCGUCCAGUGCCGUUGAAAGACGCGGUGACCCUAACGACCUUUGGCGAGCUGCUCUGGCUACAGAUUCCGUUGUUCCCAAGCUGGAAAAACUACUAAUAUCAAAACAGUUACCUACAUCAACUUGUACUCAUGAUAAAAGGGAUAGAAUAUCACCUAUUCAGAGACCUGAUAAUGGUGGCACGAUAGCAAUUCUAACUAGCAGACUCCGUGUCAACCAUUUCCCUGUUAAGUUUGAUCCAGAGCGUACCAUAAUGCAUUAUAGUGUUGGUGUCAAGCCUAAGGUUUCUUCAAAAUUUGGUCAGCCUCAGAAAUUAUCAAAGUCUGAGCUAUCCAUGAUCCGAGAGAAACUGUUUUCUGACGAUCCUGAGAGGUUGCCCUUGGAGAUGACUGCACAUGACGGUGCAAAAAAUAUUUAUAGUGCAGUACAAUUACCAGAAGAGACCUAUACUGUGGACAUAUCUGAUGGAGAGGACGAAAAGAUCAUUUCGUAUAGUGUUACAUUAACUCUUGUUAAUAAACUCAGGCUUUGCAAGCUAAUGGACUAUCUCAGUGGACAUAACCUCUCCAAUCCUAGGGAUAUUUUACAAGGUUUGGAUGUGGUUGUGAAAGAGAAUCCUGCUAGACGAACUGUUUCUGCAGGAGGACGCUAUUAUCCCACAAAUCCUCCUGUAGUAAUGAGGGAUCUUCACCAUGGGAUAAUGGCUGUUGGGGGAUUUCAGCAUAGUUUAAAGCCUACAGCUCAGGGUCUGUCCUUAUGUGUAGACUACUCAGUUUUGGCUUUUCGGAAGGGAAUGCCAGUCUUGGAUUUCUUGCAUGAGUGUAUUGAUAACUUUAAAGUGGAUGAAUUCGAAAAAUUUAGGAAAUGUGUUGAGGACGCACUUGUUGGAUUGAAAGUCAGUGUGACUCAUCGUAAAAGCAAUCGGAAAUACAUUAUUUCAAGAUUAACUCCUAUGAUUACAAGGUAUGUCACUUUUCCCAUUGACAAUACCGGUGGAUGGAAUCGCCCAAAGGAUGUUAGUCUUCUUUCCUUUUUUAAAGACAAAUAUGGCAAGGAAAUUAUGUACAAAGAUAUUCCUUGUCUAGAUUUAGGUAAAGACAAGAAGAACUAUGUACCCAUGGAAUUCUGUGUUCUAGUUGAGGGCCAAAGAUAUCCCAAAGAACGUCUGGGUAGUAUUUCUGCAAAUACAUUGAAAACAAUGUCACUAGCUCACCCAAAUGAGAGGGAGUGUGCAAUACAUAAGAUGGUGCAGUCUAGUGAUGGACCUUGCAGGGGUGGUUUUACUCAAAAUUUUGGAAUGAGUGUCAACACAACUAUGACAACUAUUGUAGGACGUGUACUUGGCCCUCCAGAAUUAAAGUUAGGUGAUCCAAAUGGAGAGACCAUUAAAUUAACAGUGGAUCUGGAGAAAUGUCACUGGAAUCUUGCUGGAAGAUCAAUGGUGGAAGGUAAAUCAGUUGAGCAUUGGGGCAUUAUUGAUUUCACUAGUCUUGGGCCAUUUAGGUACAAAUUAAGAGGCAAGGAUUUCAUUCAAAAGCUUAUAGGAAAAUACAAGAAAUUGGGUAUAUACAUGCAGGAGCCCGUUUGGUAUGAAGAAUCUUCAAUGAAGAUACUUGCGAGUUAUGAUUUGCUAUCUGAGUUACUUGAGAAAAUUAACAACAUUUGUAAAUAUAACCAAGUACACCUGCAAUUUCUUAUGUGUGUAAUGGCUAAAAAAAGUUCCGGUUACAAGUACCUCAAAUGGAUUUCUGAGACCAAACUUGGGAUAGUAACACAAUGCUGCUUGUCUAACGGUGCUAAUGAAGCAGAGGACAAAUUUUAUACCAAUCUGGCUCUCAAGAUCAAUGCCAAACUUGGAGGCAGUAACGUGGAGCUCAGUAAUGGGCUCCCUUACUUUGUGGGUGAAGGACAUGUGAUGUUUUUAGGGGCUGAUGUAAACCAUCCUGGUUAUCAAGACACCAGGAGUCCAUCAAUUGCUGCUGUGGUCGCUACCGUUAACUGGCCUGCUGCAAAUCGUUAUGCAGCACGUGUUUGCCCACAAUACAAUCGAAGUGAGAAAAUACUGAGCUUUGGCGAUGUUUGCCUUGAGCUUGUUUCAUGCUAUAGGAGUAUGAAUGGAGUUAGACCCGAAAGAAUUGUUAUUUUUCGUGAUGGGGUGAGUGAGUACCAGUUUGACAUGGUUCUUAACGAAGAACUGCUUGAUUUGAAGAGAGCAUUUCAAAGAGUAAACUACUUUCCAACAAUCACUCUUAUUGUGGCACAAAAACGACAUCAAACUCGAUUUUUUCCAGAGGGCUGGAGGGAUGGAUCUUCUAGUGGUAAUAUAUUACCAGGAACAGUUGUGGACACAAAAGUUAUACACCCUUUUGAGUUUGACUUCUACCUUUGUAGUUACUAUGGAAACCUAGGUACAAGCAAGCCUACUCAUUACCAUGUUUUAUGGGACGAGCACAAGUUUACAUCUGAUGAAUUGCAGAAGCUCAUAUACGAGAUGUGCUUCACCUUUGCCAAGUGCACUAAACCUGUAUCUUUAGUUCCUCCUGUUUAUUAUGCUGACCUUGCUGCUUAUAGAGGACGAUUAUACCAUGAAGCAAGGAUUGGGAUGCAAUCUCCAAAGCCAACAAAAGAUGCUUCCUCACUUUCACGAACCACUUCAUUUGAACAGGGAUUUUACGCACUGCAUGCUGACCUACAAAACAUAAUGUUCUUUAUCUAAAGGAUUUCAGGUCCACUCUUCCACAACUUGUGCAAAAACUUUAUACCUUCUCUCUGUUUAUACAUGUAUUGCAUAUUCCGCCUUUUCCGCUCGAAAUAGUCAAGUUUGUGCGCGAAUCUAUACACUCUGUCUUCAAAUCAUAUAUUUUUUUUCCAUUAUACUUUUUUA
Messenger RNA from Vigna radiata var. radiata (mung bean), 3341 nucleotides. Its product is annotated as protein argonaute 2. The record is from RefSeq and is a predicted model, not a curated record. Bases 93 to 3173 code for a protein of 1026 amino acids. Lineage: Eukaryota; Viridiplantae; Streptophyta; Magnoliopsida; Fabales; Fabaceae. Gene Ontology annotation, molecular function: protein binding; RNA binding. Gene Ontology annotation, cellular component: cytoplasm. Gene Ontology annotation, biological process: regulatory ncRNA-mediated post-transcriptional gene silencing. The transcript is spliced from 3 exons.